Messenger RNA from Paramecium tetraurelia, 3441 nucleotides. RefSeq lists its product as uncharacterized. Gene Ontology annotation, cellular component: cytoplasm. Gene Ontology annotation, molecular function: calcium-dependent cysteine-type endopeptidase activity; calcium ion binding. The transcript is spliced from 5 exons. Lineage: Eukaryota; Ciliophora; Oligohymenophorea; Peniculida; Parameciidae. The record is from RefSeq and is a predicted model, not a curated record. Gene Ontology annotation, biological process: proteolysis.
AUGGCAACUAAAUAAAAAUCAAUUGAGGAUUAUAGGAAUGCUGUGAAGUUAUUAAAAUUAAAAGUUUUAAAAUUGCAAAAACAAAAUGAAGAGCUCAUUGACAAGCUGAGAGAACAAGGAAUUCCCCUUGAUUAAUAGCAUGAUUAAGUUGAUUUGAGCAAUCAAGCAGUUAUGGGAAUCUUUUCACGAAGUUGUAGGAGGGUUGGACUAACUCCGGAAAUGAUGUUUAGAGCAUCUGAUAGGGAAGGAUAAGGAUAGAUAAGUACUGAAGAUAUGAGACUCUUUUUAUCUAAAGUUAGAUUGGGUUUGAAUAAUACCUAAUUGACCAUGUUGGUGAGAAUUUUCGAUGAGGAUUGCUCAGGAGUGAUAAAGAGAGAAGAGUAUUAUGAUUGUUUGUAAGCGUAUGGAAUCAAUGAAGAAAAAGUGCAAGGUUAGGCCAGAACUUAUGGUUAAGAGAGUCUUCUUAAAUAUGCUCGUUUACUAUUGAUGAAUAGAUUGUCUGUUGAGGAUUCUCUUAAAAAAAUGGGAGAUAACAUAAUCCCAUCUCAUUUUGUGUCUUUCAUUCAUGGGAUUGAUGGAUAAAAUUUAUUAAAUGAAAAAGAAAUAAUAGCUGUUUUCAAUCACAUAGAUGUCAAUAAGAGUGGAGUUCUUUAAGCAACAUUUUAUGAUUAAGAGGUCCGUAAGGCAAUGAGAGUGGCAUAAUCCGAUAUAGGUUUGGGUGUUCAAAUUAAUCCAAACACUGGAGGAGGAGGAGGCAAUCCAAUUCCUAAGCCUUAGCCUGUGGGGAUUCUAAAACCAAGUCAAAUUUCAUAAUAAUUGGACCCCUUUAGAAUGACUCAAACAUAGAUGGGGUAAUCUAAAUCAGGUUUGAAUAUGUCAUCUUCCCAUGCAUUCUUGAAUGAGACAAUUAUUAUGUUGACAGAGGAGGAUAAGAAGAAUAUUCUAACGAUAAUAACAAAACUUAAAGCAUAAGGAGUGGAUGCUAUUGAGUUUAUUAAAAUUGUGAUUUAACAAUUGGAAGUUCCAGGGGCAGGAAUAUUGUUGUAUGAUUUUUAUAAGAGAUUUGAUAAGAAGAUUCCUAAAAGUGAUUAGUUGUCAUUUUUUAAUGCUAUUGAUUUGAAUAAAAAUGGAUCAAUAGACUAUGAUGAGUUGAUGGUCUUUUUCUAAGAAUUUAAGUCUCCAAAAGAUAAUUUUGAUUUGUUGUUUGAAAUUUUAACUAGGAAGUUGUAAGCUUUAGAGAUAGGUAUAGUUUAACAUUUAGCCUCUGAAUAAAUUUAUGAGGAUACAUAAUUAAAUUAAGAAUAAUUUUAUUAAUUGGCUUAGAUAUUAUUCUCAUGCCCAUCCAAAAAGCAUUCUGAUGCUCUAUUUUCAUAUUUUGAUAUUGAUGGAUCCGGUAUUCUAUCAGCCUAGGAAAUAAUUGAUUAGGUUUAAAAGAUUCUAUUAAUUUAUGUUCCUCAGAAAACAAUGAAUUUAGAUAACACACUUAAUAAAUCAAUGAGAGCAUCUCUUAAGUCAGUUGGAGAAUAUGCAACAACAUUAUCAAAAUUAAAACCUGUAUUAACGGAGGAGGAUUACUUCGGUAAGUACAGAAUGGAAGGAAGUGGAAAGACUUUACAUAAAGAAGAAACUAAAUGGACAACCAUAUUCAAUUCAGAUUUAGCUUGUUUGAGAUAUGUUUAUGAAGAAAUAUCCAAAUUGGAAUAGAAUCCUGGUGCAAAAUGGGAAGAUCCUGACUUUGGACCUACUAAAGAAGAUCCCUAUGGCAGUAAGAGUAUGUACUUUGCUGAUAAUGAUGUCCCCGAGGGUGCUCCAUAGCCUAAGGAGUGCAAAUGGUUGAGACCUGAGGAAUUCUUGGCUGCAUUAGUGGAGAAUGGAGAUGAACAAUAUAAAAAUAGUACUGUUGAUGUGUUUGAUGAGGACGGAGCUGCUUCAAAUGAUGUGUGUUAAUCAAAGUAUUUAGGUAACUGUUGGUUUGUUUCUGCAUUAUCCAUUAUAUCAGGAUAUGAGUAAUAUUUGCAAGGGGAUUUUGUGAUAACUUAGGAAUCCAUAUAAGAGUUGACAGAUGAGGAAGUCAAUGGAAUGCUAAUUGGAGUUUAUCCACCCUGUUUCAAAUUCUUAAGAAAAUAUGGAUUAUAUGUGAUGAGAUUCUUCAAGAAUUUCGGAUGGAAAUAUGUAGUUAUUGAUGAUAAGCUGUGUGUAAAGGAUAAUGAAUAUGUAUUUGGUAAAAAUAGGAAGCCUACAGAGAGUUGGGUCAAUUUGAUAGAGAAGGCUUAUGCAAAACUCCAUCAAAACUAUUUUGCCUUAACAGCUGGAGACAUUGCCUAAGGUUUGGCAGAUAUGACUGGUAAGGUACCUGACAAGAUUAAGUUGAAUGAAGAAUGUACAAAAGCUGAAAAGGAAGAUCUUUGGAAUCUGUUAUUAAAAUGCAAGAAGGAUGGAACAAUGUUGGGAUGUAGUGCUGAAGGAGGAACUGAGUUAUAUAUAAAAAUCAAUGAUGAAGACACAGGUGUUAUGAGUGGACAUGCUUAUGGUAUAUUGGAUAUGUUUGAGAUCCCUGAUUAGAGUUGCAAUAACUAUCAUAAAUCACAUAGAUUAUUAAAAAUCAGAAAUCCUUGGGGAUAUGGAGAAUGGAAAUUGAAAUGGUCAGAAACUCCAGAUUAUUCUGCUAAAUUGGAUAAAUGGAUAGAUUGGAUAAAUGAUUAUUAUUAGAAGGAGAUUGAAAAGGCCAAGUUGGAAGGCAAAGAACCUCCUGAACCUUAUGUUUAUGGAUAAGAUGACGGUACAUUCUUUAUGUGCUUCAAAAGUUGGAGAACUGUGUUUUCUAAUUUGUUCUAAUGCAUUGACUUCCCUGACGAUUGGAGUGGAUUGAGAGCAUUUGAUUAAUUUGGACUGUAGAGUUCUGGAGCUCCAAUGAAAACUGAGGCCUCAUUAAUUCAAUACGCUCAAAAGAAUCCAUAAUACAUUCUUGAGUUGAAAAGAAAGAAAGGAGACAAGACUAAUAUGUACAUAUAGAUGUAACAGGUGGAUGGAAGAUUAUUUUUGGGAGAGAGAUAUCCCUUCCCAAAUGUUAUGAAACCUAUUUUGCUAUGUGUAUUUUCUUUAGGACCUACUGAAAAAUGCUUGGCUAAGUUUGAUGAUAAAAAGGUAGUUGCAUCUUCUGGUAAGUUGAAUUUGAGAAGGGAAAUCGAUACUAAUGAUAUUUCAUUAAGUAAUGGUAGAUAUGCAGUCAUACCUUGUACAAAGGAAGGAGCCUAAUAAAUUGAUUUCACUUUAAGCUUUUACUUCGAUUGUGAUAAGAGUGAAAUCAAUAUCACAAAAUAUGGUGAUCCUCGCUUUAAACUUCAUCCUAUUACAGAGGAGGAAGAAGAAGUGAGUAAAGUGCCUGAGGAGUUAAAGAAAUUGUUAAAAAAACAAGCCCAAGAAGUAUUAAGUUCAUAAUGA